AUGGUCACGAAAUACAAGGCUGCCUGGGCUGUUGUGAUUACUAGUUCAAAUGCUUACAUUAAAGGUGUUGUUACAAUGAAGUACGCUUUACAUAAUGUUCAUAAUAGCCAAUACCCUCUCCUGAUUCUAUAUACAUCACAUGUGAAGCCUGAAAUCGUUGAGAUGCUCAAGAGCAUCGGGUGCCUUGUGAAGAAUAUCGAUGCUAUAUACCCAUCUGGGAAAGUGGAUUACCAAUUUAAGCGGUUCUCCGAGACGUGGACAAAAUUGGCUGUAUGGAACCAAACUGAGUACGACCGUCUGGUGUUGCUUGAUGCGGACAUGCUACCAGUGAAGAAUAUGGACGAAUUGAUGGGCCUAGAAUUGCCUCAGGACUGGGUUGCUGCAUCUUACGCUUGUACAUGUAACCCACAAAAGAUCAAACACUAUCCUCCUCACUGGAUACCUGAAAACUGCGCGUACACAGGAUGCCAAAGUAUUCAACCAUCUCCAAUUAGUGACCGAGCCAAUUAUUUUAAUAGUGGGCUUAUCGUACUCUCGCCAAGCAAAGAUAAAUACAACAGCAUGAUUAAUUAUCUAAAUAGCAUGGAAGAUCUUACAGUUUACUCAUUUCCAGACCAAGACUUUCUGAAUGAAAUGUUUAAAAAUAAGUGGAAGCCAAUAUCGUACGUUUAUAAUACAUUGAAAACGCUACAAUGGGCUCAUAAACCCAUGUGGGAUAUAAAUCAAGUGAAAAACAUUCAUUUCAUCCUGACUAAACCUUGGGAUCUUGACAUCAAUCAAUUAUCCGAUCUGGAAAACAUCUAUAGGGCGCUAUAUAAACUUUGGUGGAACUAUUACUCAGAGGCUUGUGGCAGCACCGGUGCCUCAAAGAGCCUGGAUAGACUGUUGGCUUGA
Rhizopus microsporus ATCC 52813 is the source of this 894-nucleotide messenger RNA. Its product is annotated as nucleotide-diphospho-sugar transferase. Gene Ontology annotation, molecular function: glycosyltransferase activity. The record is from RefSeq and is a predicted model, not a curated record. The transcript has a single exon. Lineage: Eukaryota; Fungi; Mucoromycota; Mucoromycetes; Mucorales; Rhizopodaceae. The coding region runs from base 1 to 894 and encodes 297 amino acids.